CUCGCCCCUCCCGCUGCGUUCGCCGGCCUCGCGCUCAAACCACGCCUUAUAGCGUCUGUAGGCGGGGUCGUCGUUGGUGCUUUCCUCCCAAGGGAAGCAGCCGGUCAGCAGGCAGUAGGUGAGGACCCCCAGGGCCCAGCUGUCGAUGGACGGCUCCACCAUCAUCCAAAUAGGCACCUCCUCCUCUCCUGUGUCGUCGCCCUCCUUCACCUUCUCCCCCACCUUGGCGGCCUCCACCUCGGGGGUGCAGAAGGGAGACUCAUACCAGACGGCGUAGAUGCUGGAGCCGAUGGGCCGGGUCAGGCCGAAGUCGCCCAGUUUGACCCAGCGACACGAGCUGUCGCACAGGAAAAUGUUCUCAGGUUUGAUGUCCCGGUGAACAAAGCCCAGGGAGUGGAGGUGGGUCACGGCGCCGCUCAGCUGGGACAUCACCCUCUGCACGCAUUCUUCUUCCAGUCCAACCUAAACACACGUGACACCUCCCUCACUCACGGUGCAAGCAAACAUAAUAGCAAGCGACAAAUAUGGAACACACCACCGUACACGCUACAUGCCGUGCACGUAUCAAUAAAUUGUGCUUCUUGUUGCUCACUCAGCUUCCCUCGAACAGACUUGGCUAGCAAACGCAGAAAAAGGUGGCUUCUCGGCAUUUCCUGAACUUUUUUUUCCCGUUAUGAUGGACUAUCUUAGUAAUAGCGUUUUUCUGAAAUACAUGUUUGAACAAUUUCCACAUGCGAAUACGCUUAUUUGUCCCCCAUCUCUCCUAGGCGGGACUGAAAACAACCGUAUGUGACGUCACGUGAAACCAAGACGUGCCGUAAACAAUGAAACAUGUGAGUGUAAAGGUGACUAUAAGCCUGUUAUUUUGGGGGGCUCGAAUCAUGUUAAAAUCCCACGCUGAAGUUGGCUUCCCGUUCCAUUUAAGGUGCUAUUAACCUAAUGUGUAGUGUGACUGUUUGUGCACUGAUUGUCUGUUUGUUUUUGUGAUACUUGUCAAUGUGAAAACAUUUUAGGUAAGACAUUGCCUUUGCAUGACAUCCACUACUGUGAUUUGUGAAACCUUGAUUCUAUUUGUGAAAAUGCAGUGAAGGCACAUUUUUCUAUUAUUUUCAGCAUCUAACCCUUAUUAGACCUGCUCCACUUUGAAAACCACUAGACCUAGACCUCUCAGAUCUGGGCUGGAUUCAUCUAUAGACCCCCAAGGCUCCUAAAAACACAGCUUCUGAUUUGUGAAACUUUUAUUUUAUUUCUGAAACUGCAAUAAAGGCACAUUUAGACGUUUUUUUUUUACCACCUGGUCCAAAUUAGACCUGGUGCUGUUCAAAUAAUGAAUGUGAAAACAUUUUAGGUAAGACAUUGCCUUUGCCUGACAUCCACUAUUGUGAUUUGUGAAACCUUGAUUCUAUUUGUGAAAAUGCAGUGAAGGCACAUUUUUCUAUUAUUUUCAGCAUCUAACCCUUAUUAGACCUGCUCCACUUUGAAAACCACCAGACCUCGACCUCUCAAAUCUGGACUGGAUUAAUGUACAGAACACAAACGUUCAUAAAACACAGUUUGUGAUUUGUGAAACUUUUAUUUUAUUUGUGAAACUGCCAUAAAGGCACGUUGAGACCUUUUUUACCACCUGGUCGAUAACUGACCUGCUGCUGUUCGAAAAACACUAGAACUAGACUUUUCAAAUCUUGACUGGAUUCAUCUACAGACCCCAAAGGUUCACAAAAACACAGUUUUUGAUUAUCCUAUUUGUGAAAAAACAAUAAAGUUAUAUUUUUAAUGUUUUCAGCCUCUAAACCAUAUUAGACUUGGUUCACUCUGAAAAUCCCAAGGACAGGGGCGCCCAUUACGUUGAUCGCGAGCUACCGGUAGAUCGCUAAGAUAGUUUCGCGUAAACGUAACUUUGUAGUUGUCAUAUGACAUCAGUCAGCUGACAUUAAGCGCCCCUCCUGAUUCGCGCUCGCUCCCCCGCAGCGUUUGAAGCUACACAGGAAGAUGCAACUUUCAUCUUUAUGAUUGUGAUUAUGGACAAACUAACUCUGCGCAUGACCUUUCCGUAGGAUCCCUCUCCCAGGAGCUUGACCACCUGGAAGUGCUCGGACACCUUGAGGCUGGACAUGGCCUGCGCCGUCAGGAAGCAGCGCUCGUGCAGCUCAUCCGCAGCUGCAGCCUGCGUGGAAAAAACAAUGCAGGGCGUGUGGCGGUGUGAUGCGGGGGAAGUGUGAUGCAGUUUGGUGCGCCGUCUCUCUCUUCGGGACCUUGCAGCCGAUCUCCACCCUGGCCAACUGGACAAUGACUGUGCUUCGCCCCCGCGCGGGACUCACUCCACUCCCUCUCUUUUCCUACCCUGGGGGCCAAGUCUGUCUGCAGCUCGCCUGCUGUGCUGCUGGCAAGCGGGCCUGAGGCGAGCGCGAGGCCGUUUUUUGCCCAGUGUCUUUCUUAUGGUGGAGUCAUGAACACUGACCUUAACUGAGUUUUCAUCUCCUGGCGUCUGUGGCUGUCGGGAUCCGAUGUUGCCACGGGAAAAAAAACGAGGCAGCUCUCUGUGAAUGAGUGGUGCGCAGGAGCCCGGCAUCAGCACAAACCAAGAGGAGAGACUCCGAAUUCCAAGUUAUUCUUGUGUAACAGAUUGCAACAGAGGUUCACAGCCCGACGGUUGCCAUGUCGACCUCAUCGCUACGGCGACAAGUGAAGAACAUCGUCCACAACUAUUCUGAGGCUGAAAUCAAGGUUCGAGAGGCAACGUCCAAUGACCCAUGGGGCCCCAGCAGCUCGCUGAUGUCAGAGAUAGCAGAUCUGACUUACAAUGUUGUGGCCUUCUCAGAAAUCAUGAGCAUGGUGUGGAAGCGCCUCAAUGACCACGGCAAGAACUGGAGACACGUGUACAAGGCCAUGACUCUGAUGGAGUAUCUGAUCAAGACGGGUUCAGAACGUGUCGCCCAGCAGUGUCGAGAGAACAUUUAUGCAGUUCAGACCCUCAAGGAUUUCCAGUACAUAGACAGAGAUGGCAAAGACCAGGGUGUGAACGUGCGAGAGAAAGCCAAACAGCUGGUGACCCUGCUGAAAGAUGAAGAGAGACUACGAGAGGAGAGGAUUCACGCCCUCAAAACCAAAGAGAAGAUGGCACAGACGUCCAGUGCUUCUUCGGCGCCCUCAGCACCCAACCUGGGGGGCAACCUGUCACUGGCCUCCCACUCCGGAGGGGCCGACCCUGAGCAGGCGUGGCCGCAGAGCUCCGGAGAGGAAGACCUGCAACUCCAGUUGGCUUUGGCCAUGAGUAAAGAAGAAGCAGAGCAGACGAGCGCGGACCCUCUGGAGGACGCAGAGCUGUGCUAUGCAAUCACACUCAGCAAAGAGAUGCUCCAAAAGGAGGAGCGACUGCGCAGAGGCGAUGACUUGCGGCUGCAGAUGGCCAUCGAGGAGAGCAAGAGGGAGAAGGCCAAGCCAGAGGAGAGUGCUCUCAUGGAGCUGAGUGCAGUGGACCCCUGGGGGGCUCCUGCUACUGCCACCACCACUCCUGCCAUCCCCACCGUAGGCUCUGCCGGCCCUUCCCCUCCGCCAACCCUUCCUAUUGCCGCAUCAGGCCCGUGGGGCACAACUUCCACAGAUCCAUGGGGAGUCGCCUCACCAACAUCCCCUACCAGCUCCGACCCCUGGGGUGGAGGGCCUCCACCGCCCACUAAACCCCCGCCUCCCGACCCUUGGGCUGAGACGUCCAACAGAGUUAACAAUGUGGACCCCUGGGGAAGCUCAGCUGUGACACCCCCCAGUGUCGACCCCUGGGGCCCAACAUUGCCACCCAGCACCUCCUCCUCAGGGGGGCCUGUAGACCCCUGGGCAAAGGAUGGGGCAGUCCCUGCCUCUGACCCAAUCACCUCUGACCUCUGGAGUGGCACCAGCAAACACAUUAACGGCACAGGAGACGCGGAGCGACGAGAGUCGUCAGCGACGGGCUGCAACAGCACCAGCUCCCCCGUGCCCUUUGACCUGUCCUCCCUCGGCUCCUCCCUGCCGGUUCGCAAGACACCCGAGUCCUUCCUCGGACCCAACGCGGCUCUGGUGGAUCUGGACUCGCUGGUGUCGUCCAAGCCUAAACCCAAACAGCCGCCACCUCCUUCCAUCUCGUCGUCGGCAGCGCACAACCCCUUCCUCCAGAACACAGGUUCCUCCCCUGCCCCCGGCAUGGCCGUGACCCCGGGAAGUACCAUCUCCAGCCGGGGCGUUUCCCCAACACCGGCCUCCUCCAACCCUUUCAGCGUGGCACCCGCCAUGACCUCCAUUUCACCUCAGCCCUCAUCACUCGGCCUGAGCGGCCUUCGCACCAGCCCCGUGCCCCCCAAUCCAAUGCUGGGCAUGGUGCCACCCGGAAUGGGCCUCGGCCCCAUGGCCGUGGGCAUGGGCGCGCCGGGAUUGGGACUGGGCAUGAUGCAGGCCAGCCCCAUGGGGAUGAGCUACAGCGGGCUCUCCCCCAUGGCGCCGCCCGGAUCAACUAUGCUGGGCCCCGGAGGGGCGGCGCCCCCUCAGCUGAUUUUGGGCGCAGGAGGGAUGAUGGGAGCGGGAGGACCCGUGGGAGGACCCGUGGGAGGCGCGGGAACAACAGCGGGAGCGAGCACCAAUCCUUUUCUUCUUUGAGGGCGUGUCACCACUCACCUGUCAUACCUGCUGCUCCCUUUUAAACACACACACACACACACACACACACUGCUUUACUUCACCUUGUCUAAACGCAUUUCAACAAUUCCCCACAAAUAAGAGAUCUAUUUAUUUUCUUCAUGUUUCUUUUUGAUGCUGGAAGGAGAUGCUCAUGUCACACCUCCUCUUCCUCCUCCUCCUCCUCCUCCUCCUCUCCCUCCUCCAAUGAAGACAAACACUCGAUACUGGAAAUGAAAAGAGUGCAUGAAGAAUGAUUUUUUUUCUUUUUUUUAAACACACCGAUGGACUGAAAAUGAAUCUAUUUCACUUAAUUUAAAGAUAAUUUAUUACUUAGACUGAAAUGUGACCAUGCCAUAUAUCAGUACAUCAAAACACUGCUUUCCUAAUUAUUAUGGAAUCUGGAAAACAAAAACAAAAAAAAGUGGCGUCGUGUCUGGAGAUGACGAGUAUGAAAUAUUUCAAAUGCCUUUUUGUGUCUCCACGUCUCCUUUUUUUUCUUGUGUUCCAUCUUGAAAUUUCAUCCGUUCAUGUUUUGAACCUGUGCUAUUCUUAUUAAUAUUCAUACUUGGCAAUGUUUGAAAAGAGCUAUGAUUCUAAUCAUAAGGGUUGGAGUCCACAUCAUUUCACAUCUAGCAGGGCUGCACUGUCCUUGCGUUUCUUCUGUGUCGCAGGGAUUUCAAAAAAAGAGCUAGAAAGAAUGAGGAAGAAGACACAACAUGCUCCAUGCUCUUCUUUUUCAUUUACAAAUUUAUUUUAUAUCAAGAAAAAAUAUAUAUAUCUAUAUAUAUAUAUAUAUAUAUACGGGGUCAAGUUUUGUGUGGUGUUGCCUGUGAACAUUCACAUUUGAAAAUGGAGAAAAAUCAUUUCAAAUUUAUGAAUUAAAACAAAAAAAAAACGGCAGACAGGAUGGGAUAACGGCUGCUUUCAUGCUUGUGCUGUACUUUUAUUGUCUUUAUCCCAUUGCAAUUUUUACUGCUGCAGAGUACAAUAAUGUGACAAGAAUAAAUGUAUAUUUUAUUUUCCUUGAUGACAUUGCUUUUUAAAUGUCACACCAUAACGCCAGCAAACACAAUUCAACAAGUACAAUGUUGAUGUGGAACAGGGGUGUCCAAACUUUUUCCAAUGAAUACUGACUGGAUGCAACUUUGCCACUUUGACAUUUUGUAAAGCAACGCAUGUAGAUAUGCUGAGAAGUUCUAUACAGCUCAACUUUGUCUUAUAUGUGAACAAACACGAUCACCUUUGCUCUUUUUUUCCCCCAAUUUUUGCUGUUUUUUCCUGAAAAUGUUUAAACUCUUUAAAUCUUCAUACAUUUUCUUCCCAUAAUAUUAUACUUUGUUCCCACAUUUUUUUAAACUUUAUUCCCAUGAUAUAACUUUUACCCAGCCUAAUUUUCCAAAAAUGACAACAGAAUCAAAUUUGAAAAAACUACUUUGUUUCUCAUAUUACAACUUUAAACAAUAUUUUUUGUUUAAUAUUUCUGCUGUAUGCUACUGAAAUUAAUUUCUCAUUUUACAAGCUUAUUCUCAUAAAAUUACGCCUUUUCUUGUUUGAUUUAAAAAAAAAACUUUAUUCCUAAUACUGUAUUUUGGCGUUAUUUUCAUACAUUUACAGCCAUGUUUGCAAUUGUUUUUGUUUUUUUUUUAAUUUUGCAACUUUCAACUUUAAUUUUGUAAAUAUUGACUUUAUUCACAUAAUAUUUUGACUUUAUUUUUAUAACUUUUAUCACUUUUUCCCAAAAAUUACAACCUUAUUCUUUUUUUUGUAAUAUUCUUUUUUUUUUUUUUUAAAUAAGUCUUUUUUUCUUUAAUAUUUCAACUUUCUGGUACUAAAAUGACGUUUCCUCAUAAUACUAUGUUAUAUAUUAUGUUAUCCUUGUAAAAAUGACUUUUUUUCUGUUCGAUUCCAAUUUUUUUAUCUCGAUAUUUUGACUUCAUUUGUGAAAGAUAACUGCUGAUUUUUUCAUUUUUGCUGUUUUGUAAUUUUUUUUGGAAUGUGCGGCAGGCUACCGAUGGCCCCCAGGCCGCACUUUGGAAACCCCUGAUGUGGUAGAAUGGGUUCCUCCGUCAGACCAGCAGAGAAUCCCAGUCAAAGUCGUCCUGGAUCUCCUCACUGUUGCUGUGGAGGCUCUUGAAAGGAGGACGUUGUCGUGGUGUGGUAGCGGGAGGCUGUAUCCCACCUGUGAGGCGCACAAAACCUCUUAAAAUUCUUUUGCACGAUUAGAUGCAACUGGGGCAGUACCCCUCCACAUCCAGCAGAUGGUGCUGUGUUCACACUUAUGUUCAUACUUGUGUUCACACCAAGUAAGAUUUGUUAUUUAUAAAUGGAAUAUUUUUGUAGUUGUCAUGGAAAACCUGUUUACCAUCUUCUAGAUACACUUUUUUUUUUUAAACAUUAUUAGAGCCCUCUAAACAUGAAAUAACACCCCUAGAGUCACCUUUACACUUCUAUUACACAAUAUAGUAGACAAGACAAAAUAAGACAUAGAAAACCUGUUUACGACCUUCUAAACACACUAACAUUAUUAGAGCCCUCUCGACAUUAAAUAACACCCCCAUAGUCAGCUUUACACCCCUAUUAUCCAAAAUAGUAGACAUAAUCAAAGAAAAGACAUAGAAAACCUGUUUACCACCUUUUAAAUACAUUUUUUAACAUUAUUAGAGCCCUCUAGACAUGAAAUAACACUCUGUCACCUUUACACUCAUUACCCAAUAUAUUAGCCACAAUAAGAGUAAAUGAGACAUAAUAGCUGACGACUCACACGUUAACAGUGGGGGAGUUCCUUGUUCUGUUUUUUUCUAACCUAUAAUCCGCAAGGCAUGUUGGGUAACUUCUUGUUGGGAAAUGCCAUUAAUAAAUACAUUCUUGAAAUAUUUCACUCUUUGCAUGUAAGCGUUCAGCUUUUUGAAAUACUGUACCAUUGAAUGAUCACAAGUGAACUUUUCAAAUUCUAAAAUACAGUAGAAAUUUUAAAAAGUGGAAAAAAAACUGAUAUCAACUUCACUCUUUGCUCUUUUUCCCCCCAUUUCUGUUUAUAUAUUUGUUGAAAUAUUUUAAAUAAUCUUCAUAAAUUUUACUCUCAUAAUAUACAUUUUGUCCCAUAGUAUUUUGACUUUAUUCUCAUAAUAGUACAACUUUUUCCCCAACCUAAUUUUCCAAAAAUUAUAACUUUAUUUUGUUUUGUUUGUUUCUCAUAAUAUUACAAAAAAUGUUUUUCUUUCCUAUUCCAAGUCUAUGCUCCUAAAAUGACAGGUACGGUACAUGUUAUAUGCAUAAAUGUGUAGCUAAUGAGUAAUAUUAGCACAUGAAAGACUACUGUAAUGCCAUGUUUUUCUUACCAGCUGUGUUUGCAGGCUGCGUCUGCAGGGGCCGAUGAGGGUUGUGCCCGUGCGAGUGCAGAGGCCUGCGGGGUAAAGGCGCCCAGGUGGCGGGGGCGUAGUGGAAGGACGUGGGCUGGGUGAGAGACGACGACGGCGGCGGCAGAGGAUUGGAGAUGUGAUGCGCUGCGAGGGCCAGCGGGGAGUUACUUCCUGGUGUGAUCAUGCCUUUCUGAGCGAAGAAGCGGUUGAGGGAGUCGCAGAGGGACGUGAAGAGGGCCGGGUCCAGCGCCCAGUCGCACAGCUCCGCUUGGCGCAUGCUCUCAAGCAGGUCUGGAGGCACAAAGUAUGGUAAGAAACCUUAGUAGUAUGCACAGUACAGUACAUAGGAGUACAAAGGGAAGGCUUGUUUUCCUCAUUGCGCCCAGUCGGGUAUGAACUUAUGAAUUUAAAAAAAAAAAAAAAAAAAACAUUAAAUAAAAUAAAUAAGAAAUAAAAGUUACAAAAAAAACACGACACCAAAUUUAAUUAAAUGUACAUCUAAAAAAUAAAAUUAAAGUAAAAAAAAACAUUACAUCAAACUGAAUUAAAUAUAAAGUAAAAAAAAUAAAACCACUGAAUAAAAGAAAUAGUAAAUACGUUAUUUAAAAAUUAAUCUAAAAAUUGAAUUAAAUAUAAAUUAAUAAAAUAAACAAAACAACACAAAAUAAAAUAAAAGUUAAAAAAAAAACUAAAAUGAAAGACAUGACAUCAAACUAAAUUAAAUAUAAAGUGAAAAAUAAAACAACACUGAAUAAAACUGAAUAAAACUUAACUUAAAUAAUAAUAAAAUAAAAUCAAUAAUAAUAAAAAAUAUGGAUGAACUCAUCUAAACAAACAAAAAGAUGGAAUAAAACAGAAUCAAAUUUGAAAAAAUGGAUUACAAUAAAAUAAUACUAUUCAAAAAUUUAAAAAACAAGUCAAAUAAAUUACAAAAACAAACUAAACUAAAUAAAAUAAAAAAACAGAAUAAAACUGAAGAAAAUACAAUAACAAAACUAAACGAAAUAAAUGUUUUAAAAAUGAUCAAAUUGAUUAAAACCAAAUAAAACAAAAACACAAAAAUAAUAAUAAAACAAUAAUGAGUAAACCAAACUAAGCAAUUAAAAACAUGGUAUUAAACUGAAUGAAAUAUGAUUUUAAAAAACAAAACAAAUUAAAACAACACUGAACAAGAUAAAUAAUGAAUAAAUAAAAUACGAAAUAAACUAAAGUAAAAAAAAAAAAAGCUAAAAGAAAAAACACUACAAUUAAAUAUAAAUUUGAAAAAAAAAGAAACAAAACAACACAAAAUAAAAUGAAAACACUAAACCAAAGUGAAUUAAAUAUAAAGUCAAAAACAAAACAAAAAUAAUAAUAAAAUAUGGAUAAACUCAUCUAAACAAACAAAAAAAUCACUGAAUAAAACAGAAUAAAAUGUCAUUGGUUUGCUAAUUGGGCAGGUUGCGCCUAAUCGGGUGUGACCUGGGUGGUCGGUGAGGUCAAUGGUUGCCCAGUCCAGGCUGCUGGCGAUGCGGAAGCUCUCCUUCAGGGAGUUGGUGUUGGCCAGCCAGUCAGCUGGCACUGCUGCCAGGAAACACAAAGAAGGGAACACCAGCAUCAUUUUUAAUGCAAUGUCAGCACUUUUCACGCCAUGCACCAAGUUUUGUCACUCUUUUCUAAAUGACACAAAAACUAUGGUACCAAUUUCUAAUAAAUGUUGUAGGCGGGGGGGUGAUGCGCCAAGAAAGUGCCGCACACACCUUCCAAAAAGUUCAGCUUUUGUCUCGUCAGACCACAGAGUAUUUUCCCAAAGGUCUUGGGGAUCAUCAAGAUGUUUGCUGGCAAAAUUGAGAUGAGCCUUAAUGUUCUUUUUGUUCAGAAGUAGUUUUGGUCUUGGAACUCUGCCAUGCAGGCCGUUUUUGCGAAGGGUGGCCCAAGCAGUUAUUAGGUUUCGGGGGCUCAUGUUUUCCACACAGGACCAUGUAGCUUUGUAAUCAUUUUUUCUCCCGUGCUGACAGGUACCGGCAGGCCAAAUGGUCAGCGGCUCUGGAGGUCGCUGAGGCAAAAAAAUUUGGACAUAGGAGGAAUUCGGAGAAGCCAUGGAGAACGACUUCCAGACGUCUUCGAAGAGAUUCUGGACCACCAUCCGCAACGUCAGGAGGGGGAAGCAGUGCGCAGUCAACACCGUUUAUGGUGGGGAUGGUGUGCUGCUGACCUUGACUUUAGAUGUUGUGGACCAGUGGAAGGAAUACUUCGAAGACCUCCACAAUCCCACCGACACGUCUUCCAAUGAGGAAGCAGUGCAUGGAGACUCUGUGGUGGGCUCUCCUAUCUCUGAGGCUGAGGUUGCUGAGGUCGUCAAAAAACUCCUCGGUGGAUGAGAUCCGCCUGGAGUUCCUUAAGGCCCUGGAUGCUGUGGCCGUGUCUUGGUUGACACGCAGCAUCGCGUGGACCUCGGGGGCAGUGCCUCUGGAGAGGAGGAUUCGCCGGAUAGUUGAGUCUCGGAUUCAGUAGGAGCAGUGUGGUUUUUGUCCUGGUCGUGGAAUUGUGGACCAGCUCUACACUCUCAGCAGGGUCCUUGAGGGUGCAUGGGAGUUUGUCCAACCAGUCUACAUGUUUUGUGGACUUGAAGAAGGCAUUCGACCGUGUUCCUUGAGGGAUUCUGUGGGGAGUGUGGGGUAUCGGACCACCUAAUUCAUGCGGCUCGUUCCCUGUAUAACCGGUGUCAGAGUUUGGUUUGCAUUGCCGGCCACAAGUCGGACUCGUUUCCCAUGAGGGUUGGACUCCGCCAGGGCUGAACUUUGUCACCGAUUCUGUUCAUUAUUUUUAUGGACAGAAUUUCUAGACGCAGCCAGGGCGUUGAGGGGUUCCGGUUUGGUGGCUGCAGGAUGGGUCUCUGCUUUUUGCAGAUGAUGUGGUCCUGUUGCCUUCGAGCCGUUACCUUCAACUCUCACUGGGUCGGUUCACAGCCGAGUGUGAAGCGGCUGGGAUGAGAAUCAGCAGUCCGAGUCCACGGUUCUCGGAAAACAACUUUACAUAUUUUCUAUCGCCAUUUAUGGGCCUGCACUAUAUGUGGAGCCCUUGGCUUUUGCCUGUGCAUUUUCCUUAUCUUCUCAUGAAUUAAUGCAUGAAUCUAAAUGACAAAAUGGGUUGGGGUUACAAGAGUCAUUUUUAAUAAUAGUAUAAAAAUAUUUUUGUUAAGUCAAUAAAAUAGAAUCAAUUGCAACAUUUUUUGUUUCUCAUGAAAUAAUGUAUGAAUCUUAAUGACCGAAAUUGGAUUAAAAGUGGGGUUACGAUCCUAGAAAACAAAUAAAUAAAUAUAAUAAUAAACAAAUACACAGAUAAACAUAAUAAUAUGAAAUAAAAUAAUGCAUGAAUUUUAAUGACAAAAUGGGUGAGGUUACAAGAGUCAUUUUUAAUAAUAGCGGACAAAUAUUUUUCGCAUAAAUGGUCAAUAAAAUAGAAUCAGUUGCAAUGUUUUUCAACAUUUUCCUUCAUUUCUCAUGAGAUUAUAUUUGCUUUCAUUCAAUUUUCAUUUACAUAAUCCAAAUAAAAAAAUAAUAAAUAAAUAUAACAAGGGGGAAGAAUAACUAAAUACAUAUAGUCGUAUAAUUGUUACAUUUUGUAUAGCCAUUGUAUAGCCAGUACCUGGAGCCAUGAAGUACUACUACUACUAUAAAGUAUGAUUGCAUGUACUGUACGUGAAGACUUACUGUAUUGUGUAAGGCGCAGUGUGUCGCUAGGAGGCGCAGGUGAUGCUACUGUGGCAUGGUGAGGAGACAUGGGUAGUAGAACCGGGGUGUGAAGUGGAGUGUUGUCAUUGGUGGACAGCGUCUGUGGAGCGAAAUCCACUGCAGAAGAAGACGUGAAGAAGUCAUCAUCCAAGGUUUGAGGCACAGAAGCGUUUGGAAGGGUACUUGCCUCCUGGGCCUUGUGGGCCUGCCCUCCCCCUCAUGCUCAUGAAGAGAGACUUAAAGGACGCGUACAGGUCGGGCAUCUCAUCGAAGGUGAAUCUGAGCGGGGGGUCGGCCGAGGCGUUGACCGAGCCCCCGGGUG
Messenger RNA from Dunckerocampus dactyliophorus (ringed pipefish), 12041 nucleotides. RefSeq names its product epsin 1a (gene epn1a). Gene Ontology annotation, molecular function: phospholipid binding; clathrin binding. Gene Ontology annotation, biological process: endocytosis. Lineage: Eukaryota; Metazoa; Chordata; Actinopteri; Syngnathiformes; Syngnathidae. Gene Ontology annotation, cellular component: endosome; clathrin vesicle coat; plasma membrane. The record is from RefSeq and is a predicted model, not a curated record. Bases 2656 to 4626 code for a protein of 656 amino acids. The transcript is spliced from 16 exons.